Molecule: messenger RNA, 1972 nt
Organism: Gracilinanus agilis (Agile Gracile Mouse Opossum)
Lineage: Eukaryota; Metazoa; Chordata; Mammalia; Didelphimorphia; Didelphidae
Gene: WDR72
Product: WD repeat domain 72
Exons: 13
Coding region: 43-1812 (589 amino acids)
Biological process (GO): protein localization to plasma membrane
Cellular component (GO): cytoplasm
Molecular function (GO): protein binding
Source: RefSeq, a predicted model, not a curated record
GGGCUCGAACCUGCUGCCGGCUGUCCGGGGGUUUUGUACAGUAUGAAGAUCUUUCUGCCGGCAGUAGCAUUAUGGGGGAAAAAGGCGCCUUCUCACAGCAUCACUACCAUAAUGAUUACAGAUGAUCAGCACACUAUUGUUACAGGGAGCCAAGAGGGUCAGCUAUGUCUCUGGAAUCUUUCCUCGGAACUAAAGAUCUCAGCAAAAGAGCUUCUCUUCGGUCAUACUGCUUCUAUAACAUGUUUGGCAAAAGCCAGAGAAUUUGAAAAACAGCCAUAUGUUGUUAGUGCUUCUGAGAAUGGGGAGAUGUGUGUUUGGAAUGUCACCAGUGGCCAGUGCAUUGAGUCUACAACCCUCCCUUAUAGACACACAGCCAUCUGUUACUAUCACUGUGCCUUCCGAAUGACUGGAGAUGGCUGGCUUUUGUGUUGUGGAGAAUAUCAAGACAUCAUCAUUAUUGAUGCCAAGACCUUAGUAGUUCUUCACACUUUUACAUCAUCUCAAUCUCCUGAUUGGAUCAGUUGCAUGUGCAUUGUUCAUUCCAUGAGGAUUCAAGAGGAUUCUCUCUUGGUGGUAUCUGUAACUGGAGAUCUCAAAGUGUGGAAUCUAUCAUCAUCUAUAAAUAGCAUCCAGGAAAGGAAAGAUAUUUAUGAAAAAGAAUCCAAAUCUCUGGACUCACCCAACUGCCGGACGAUAAGAUUUUGCACCUAUACGGAAAGACUUCUGUUGGUGGUAUUUUCCAAAUGUUGGCAGGUUUAUGAUUUCUGUGACUUUUCUCUCCUGCUCACUGAAGUCAGUAAAAGCAGGGAGUUCUUUGCUGGUGGAGAGGUGCUCGCUGCCCACCGAAUCAUCAUCUGGACAGAAGAUGGUCACAGUUAUAUCUAUCAGCUGCUGAACAGUGGACUUUCAAAAAGUUUAUACCCUGCUGAUGGAAGAGUACUUAAAGGAACCAUGUAUCCUCAUUUACUCUGCUCUACUUCUGUAAAAGAAAAUAAGAGCUAUCCAUUUGUUAUGGGCUAUCUCAAUGAACGGAAGGAACCUUUCUAUAAAGUCCUCUUCUCAGGAGAAAUGUCUGGAAGAAUCACUUUAUGGCAUAUCCCUGAUGUUCCAGUAUCAAAGUUUGAUGGUUCUCCUAAAGAAAUACCAAUAACUACCACCUAUAUCCUUCAAGAUAAUUUUGACAAGUAUCACACUAUAUCACCCAGCAUUAUCGAUGGUUUCUGUGCAUUUGAAGAUGGAGAUGGAAGCCCAGCAGUUACUUCAUCUAUGUUUAUUCCAAGUUUUGACAAAUUAAUAUGUGGAUGUGAAGAUGGGAGGAUCUUUAUAACACUAGCUUUAAAUGCAGCAAAAGCAGGACUUUUGGAAGAUAAUGCCUUUUUUAGGAAAGAUUCCCUGCCUUACAAAGUUCUCAGAGGUCACAACAAAAGUGUUACUUCCUUACUUUAUCCUCAUAGUCACUCAUCCAAAUUAGAUCAGAGCUGGAUGGUUUCUGGGGAUCAAGAAUCUUGUGUAAUCUGGUGGGAUAUCUUUACUGAAGAAGUUUUGCAUAAAUUCUUUUUGAGGGCAGGUGCAGUAACAAGCCUUUUGAUGUCACCAGAAAUCUUCACACUGAAAGAUCAUCACAUUGUGUGCUGUGUAUGCAAUGACCACUCGGUUAUACUACUCCACCUUGAGGAAAAGACAUGUCUUUUGAAGGCUCAGAAGCACCUUUCCCCUGUGACAACAAUAAAAUGGCACCCUGUAGAAAAUUUCUUAAUUGUUGGAUGUGCAGAUGAUUCCAUUUACAUCUGGGAAAUUGAAACCGGUAAAUAGCAUUUAAAAAAAAUUCCUCAUGACUGUAUUUUUUCCAAGCAGAUGACAAGGCAGGAAGACCAGUGAAGUAGCAGUAAUGAAGUACAGCAGGCCUAACCUUUGGAAUUUUUAUUUUUAGUACAAAUGGGCUGUAUUUAAUGGCUUCCAAUGAAGCUGGGUG